Molecule: messenger RNA, 1602 nt
Organism: Fonsecaea erecta
Lineage: Eukaryota; Fungi; Ascomycota; Eurotiomycetes; Chaetothyriales; Herpotrichiellaceae
Exons: 4
Coding region: 1-1602 (533 amino acids)
Biological process (GO): carbohydrate transport; transmembrane transport
Cellular component (GO): membrane
Molecular function (GO): carbohydrate:proton symporter activity
Source: RefSeq, a predicted model, not a curated record
AUGGUUCCUAAAAUAAAGAAGAGCGUCUCGCACGCCAACGAGGUCCAGAUCGCUCAGGCUGAAGCACCACAGCUCGAAAGAGUCAACUGGUUCCGGGAUCCUGGCUUGAGGAAGCUUUACUUCUAUGCCGCCAUCAUCUGUGUGGCUUCCGCGACCACGGGCUACGAUGGAUCUAUGUUGAACAACAUCCGUAUUCUGGAUCAAUGGAAAGACUACUUCGACAACCCCCAAGGGUCCAACCUGGGCCUCUUGACUGCGCUGUACAGUAUUGGCUCCAUUGCGAGCUUGCCGGUCGUACCAUUCGUCGCUGACCACUUUGGUCGAAAGGUGGCCAUCGUCGUCGGCUGCGUUCUCAUGAUCAUCGCCGCCGCCGUCCAGGGCUCCUCGCAGAACCUCGCCAUGUUCAAGGGCGGGCGGUUCCUGAUGGGUUUCGGCAACAGCAUGGCCCAACUGUCGUCGCCCCUGCUGCUGACCGAACUGUGCCACCCUCAGCACCGCGGGCGGAUCACGGCCAUCUACAACUGCCUGUGGAACCUGGGAUCCAUCAUCAACACCUGGUUGUCGUUCGGCACCAAGCACAUCCCGACCGAAUGGUCGUGGCGGAUUCCCACCAUCGUCCAGGGUGCCCCAUCCAUCGUACAGAUCAUCUUCAUCUGGUGGAUCCCGGAGUCACCGCGGUGGCUGAUAUCUCGCGACCGGUCCGACGAGGCGCUUGCCAUCCUCUCCAAGUACCACGCCAACGGCAACGAGCUGCACCCGACGGUGCAAUUCGAAUACGCCGAGAUCAAGGAGACGCUGCGGCUCGAGUUCAUCGCCAAGAAAUCGUCCAGCUACCUGGACUUCCUCAAGUCGCGCGGCAACCGCUACCGGCUGCUGCUGAUUGCGUCGCUGGGCUUGUUCUCGCAGUGGUCCGGCAACGGCCUGGUGUCGUACUAUGCCACCGACAUCUACAACUCGAUCGGCAUUACCAGCUCCGACACCCAGCUGGGGCUCAACGGCGGUCUGGCCAUAAUGUCGCUGAUUGUGUCGUGCACAUGCGCCCUGCUCUGCGACAAGGUCGGUCGACGUCCGCUGUUCCUGGCCGCCACGGCGGGUAUGCUCGUGUGCUUCACCAUCUGGACCAUCUGCUCCGCCAUCUACCAGGAUGACCACAACAAGGGCGCGGGCCAGGCCGUUGUGGCCUUUAUCUGGAUCUUCAACUUCUCCUACGCCCUCGCUUGGUCGGGCCUGCUGGUCGCCUACACGGUCGAGAUUCUGCCGUUCAAGAUCCGCGCCAAGGGCCUCAUGGUCAUGAACUUCUGGGUCCAGGUCGCGCUGGUCAUCAACCAGUAUGUCAACCCGUUGGGCUUUGACCAUCUGAAGCCCAACUGGAAGCUGUAUACCAUCUACACCUGCUGGAUCGCCCUGGAACUCGUGUUCGUGUACUUCCUGUACGUCGAGACCAAGGGCCCCACGCUCGAGGAGAUCGCCAAGAUCUUCGACGGCGAGGACGCCGAGGUCGGCCUCGUCGACGUCGACAUCGACCCGAAACUCGCCGCCCUGGCCUCGGGCUCCGAGAAGAUCGACGCCGCCGCUGUCGUCGAGCAUCGCAACGUGGUAUAG